AUGCGGGAGAAGAAACUCACCACAGUGCCCCCCAGCAUAAGAGACGAUGAGUUUGAGGAUUAUUUAGCAACUGAUGAUAUGCUUGUAGACUUCUUUAAUGAAUUCUUGAAUCUCCCCACCUUUGCAGAGCCAAUUAAGUUUAAUCCUGACUUUGGCGUUUUUGAAGUUGCUACCGAUGCCCCACAGCACCUGGAAAACCAGCUGAAAAAGAUGUUGCGUGAAAAGAAACCUCGGAAUCCCAUUUACGAUGUCAUAAGGCCAGUAAAGCAAGAAAUUCCAGACCUCAGACCUGUUCCCCCUCCCCCACCAAUGUUAAAUUUUGACCCGAAUUAUUCAACAAUGUGUCUGGACCGAGAGCAGGCUAUUGCGUGGAUUAAGAAGGAAAGAUUCCCAUCGUUUUUAGAGAGCGACUGUUACUUUGAAUACAGGUUAGCUAAGCUGAUAUCUCAGGUGGAGUGGAGCAGAACUGGCGUCAACGUUGUUAUAGAUAAAACGUAUUAUCCUUGGUUCACCAAAAGCCUACCACCCUCAGAAACCUCUGAAGAGAAUGAAAAUGACUUAAUUAUGAAAAAGUUCUACGUCUCUCUUGGCCAGGCUACUGUCACCCAGACACGGGAUUGGUUUACUUUAGCCAAGCUAAGUCAGCGCAUGAUUACUACGGAUUCUUUUACUCAUCCUGUGGCAUCUUCCCACGUUCAUUUUUCUCCUUGGCCUUCAGAGUCAUCUUCAAUCCUAGAUUUCAGGGGAGUACAAGGGAUGCCUAGUGUUUCAUCCACCAUUCUCCAUGCUGCUGCCCUUGGAGAACCAGAAACCAGGAUGAGGAAGAAGCGCACCCAGUCUGGUACAUCACUUCUUCAGAGGGUAGUAGCUAGAAGAAGCAUAGAUGAGGGCCACUCUGUGUCUCUUCCUGAUACUCCUUCAAGCACUGUCUUAAGAGCGUAUGUAGGGCAGGACUGGGAUGCUGCCCUUCAAGGAGCAAAGAACAAGGAACUUGACCAACAACCCAUGUAUUUUCAAACAGUAGAUGAGUUUUCAUUAGCCUAUGCUCAGUAUAUACUUAGCAGCUCUGUAGCGCAGGUUACUGGGCAGACGCACAAAGCCAGCCCACCUGCUAUCGACUUCGACGGAAUGUCUAGAGUGUUUAUAGUUGAGAUAGCAAACAUUCAACCUUUCAUGGAACCACUCGAACCAAAACCUCCACUUCCUGCGGAUGAUAUACCAGAUAAGGGGAGCGAAAUAAGCGCUAGUACAAAAUCUGAAAAGGAUAACACUGAAAGCAGGGCUGCCUGGUGUCUUAGCCACAAGACUUAUGAUAUUGGCAACAGGCAUGAAUUUGAAAGGUUCAAGAGGUUCAUCAAAGGAACUUUGGGAGAAAGGUACUUGCGGCUUUGGAUGGACAUUGAAAGACUAAAGGUUCUGCGGGAUCCUAAAAGACAAAGAAGACAGCUUGAUAAAAUGAAAAAAAUCUACUUAGUGAGCAAUGGAGAUUAUUUCCUUACCACUGAAGUUUUGAUGAAGCUAAACCUGAUUGAUGGGGACCAGUGGAACAUGUAUAACUUAAGACGUGCUCAACCUGAAGUAGUGAAACCUUUGCUUCUUUACUGGGGUCCCCGGUUUUGUGUUAUCCAUACAGGAGCCACACAGGAUGUCAGCGCCAAACUGAAAAUCUGGCAUUCUCGGCAACAGAAGCCACGUAUGGAUGUGGAUCCAUUCCCACAGAUGGUGUCACUGUUGCCACUGAGAGCUAAAUCUUGCAUGCCAAAAAUAGCACAGCCCCAGAGAGGAGAAACGGGAUCACCACCACCACCGAAAGGAGCUAUGUUGGAUCAGCAGAUGCCUUCCAGAAUGUUAUCAGCAGUCCUGCCCCGGAGCCAAAGUGCUAUUCAGGAAGAUCCUGCCCUCCUCUUGAGUUCAAUGGAUGUUGACAAGAAGCGGCCAGCAACAGCUGCUCAUAUGACAACAAUUCCUGACAAAACAGAUUAUCUGAUGCCAAAGCUAGAUAGAAAAUACACCUACGCGGAAAUGAUCCCUGGCACGACCACAGCUGUUUCAGAACUGGGAAGUUCUGUAAUGGAAAGAAUGCUUCAGUCCCUUAACGUGGAGAGCAGAUCAGGCUACAUCUUUACUGAAUUCUGUGAAAAGUCAGAAAAUAAGCUGUGGAAGAACAGCGCAUAUUUUUGGUUUGACCUGCAGGAUUAUCACCAGCUUUUCUAUCAAGAAACCAUCCACCCUUUCAAAGUGGGCCAGCAAGCUCAAUUUCUUUAUGCCAAUUACAUUGCUCCUUCUGCUAGCAUGGAUAUUGGACUGCAACAGAUCACAAAAAAUGAGAUUUACCAGAAAAUUGAGCCACCGUUUGAGGAUCUUUUCGACUCAGCAGAAGAAUACAUCCUCACCCUUCUUUUAGAUCCAUGGAUGAAGAUGGUAGAACAAGACAGAAAAACUUACGGGCAGGUGGAGCUGGUGGAAGAAACUCGACAGCUGGACUCAGUGUACUUUAGAAAGCUGCAGGCUUUGCAUGGAGACAGCAUUUCCAAGAAGGAUGAGGUUUCAGCUGUCAAAGAAGAGGAGAUCCCAUUGCAACCUGAACCUACCCUAGUCACAGUACCCCCAAGUCAAGCACUUCCUGAAGAAGUUACGUCAUAUAGCAUUCACGACCUGUUAAAGAAGAAACUGGAGCUGGAAGCUUUCCGGACUUUCCUUGAACUGCAGUCUGCAAGCAUCGACCUCACGUGCUGGCUAGACAUUGAACAGUUCCGUAGGAUGCUUCACAGAAAUAAAGAAAUGAGAGAAGCGAAAUCUAAGGACAUUAAGAAUAAAUAUUUGAAUAGGAAAUACUUCUUUGGGCCUGACAGUCCAGCUACAAAAAUGGAGCAAGAGGAGAUAAUGAAAUCGGGUGGAGGCUGGGGGUAUUUACUUCACGAACAAGUCGUUCCUGUGAUCCUGCUGGAGGUUCAAAAGUGCGUUCAGAGGAGACUAGAGAAGCAGUGGAUGCCACUAUUUUAUACAAGCGAAGAAUCUGGAGCACAGACAAGGGUAAAGCCACACCUCCAAGAUGCAGCAGAAGAUAUCUUAAUUCAAAGACUUGAGAAGAGAGCAGAAGCAUGGAAGCAUUUGGAGAGUAAGUGGGUUUCUUCAUCUCGGGAAAUAAUUACUUUCCGCAAAGCCCUGUUGAAUCCAAUCACAGCCUAUCAGUUUCAACGCUAUGUGUCUCUGAAAGGAGAUUUACUGGAGAAUGGAGUGAUCUUCUGGCAGGAGGUGCAGAAAUAUAAGGACUUGUGCCAUUCCCACUGUGACAGUGCUAUCAUCCAGAAUAAGAUCACGACCAUCAUCAACUGCUUCAUAAAUUCUGCCAUUCCACCAGCUCUUCAGAUUGACAUACCUGAGGAGCAGGCCCAGAAGAUCAUUGAGCACAGGAAAGAGCUAGGCCCUUAUGUGUUUAGAGAGGCACAGAUGACUAUUUUUGCUCUUCUGUUUAAAUUUUGGCCACAAUUUUGUGAGUUCCGAAGCAAUUUGGCUGAUGAGAAGAUUUUGCCUCUUCUGGAGAAGCGAAGAGAAAAGAAGCUGAGAAAAACAAGAGAAACAGAUGACAGGGCAUUUGGGAAGAGAACUCCCAUGUCUGCUAAGAUGGGUUCUGUUCUUGAGAGUAAAAUGAGUAAAAGUGAGCUUUCAUCCUCGCCGAGCUUUACUGAAUAUGGCCGACAGGUUUCCUGGUCUUAUUCAAAGUACCUAGAAGCUCUCCAGCAGGAAAGAGUUCUUCUGAAGAUCCAAGAUGACCUGGAUAAAAAAUCAAUAGCAUCAUCAGCGUAUACAGAGCUCUCAAACCUUCUCACGCUGAAGAGCGAUCAGUCAGAAAAACCCAUGAUCACAACAACUUACAGCUCUGCUUUUGUGAAACGUCCAUUUAAUCCCAAAGACGGUGAAAGAACUCCAAAACUUUAAGCGUGGAAUGUGAUGAAGACAUGAUGGAUUUGCUGCUACUCUGGGAGCAGUCCAACACAGAAAUAAACUAUUGUGGGCAAUUUGCUUGUACCCUGGUUCCUUCAGUGGCAAGGGGGGCAUUGGCCUUAUUUAUUGUGCUAUUAUGUGCUACAGUUCCCCCCGCCCCUUUGUGGGGUGGAGAUUUUGUCCAUCAACACAACAGUAUGAAGUAUGUGUAAGGGAAUGGCCAUAGUUCAACAGAUGCUUUGCAUGGAAAAGUUCCUUGAUUAGAUCCCUGGUAUUUCCAGGUAGGGAAAGGCUCAUUGCUAGUCAGUGUAGACAAUAACUGAAUUAUAUGGACUAAUAGUCUUGGUUUAAGAUAGCUAUCUGUGCUCAACUUCCCUUUGAAACAUAAAUCUUGGUGCAGCUCAGAGCCAAAGGGGGAGGGAUCCAGAUGGCUUGUGAGUCUGCUGAUGGUUGGGAAUGAUAUUAGCAAGAGGGUCUGUUAGCACCAUUCCAACAUAUCA
Messenger RNA from Lacerta agilis (Sand lizard), 4445 nucleotides. It is a transcript of the gene RGS22, whose product is annotated as regulator of G protein signaling 22. Gene Ontology annotation, molecular function: G-protein alpha-subunit binding. Lineage: Eukaryota; Metazoa; Chordata; Lepidosauria; Squamata; Lacertidae. Gene Ontology annotation, biological process: regulation of signal transduction. The record is from RefSeq and is a predicted model, not a curated record. The coding region runs from base 1 to 3939 and encodes 1312 amino acids. The transcript has 28 exons.